UGUAUUUCGGAAGCAUCGACAAUCGAUGGAGUUCUGGAACUACGGUCUGCGCAUUUCUGGCAGCUCGAUUUCACCACAAUGGCUGGCACUGUAGAUGUUCGAGUACGCCGUGAUGCUGAUGAACAGUUGGUGCUUGCGCUUGUCACCGAGAAGCUUUCGUCCGUGGUUUCCAUACUAACAGUUCAAGUAAUUUUUUAA
Messenger RNA from Gongylonema pulchrum, 198 nucleotides. The record is from the annotation of a GenBank genome assembly. NCBI's taxonomy places the organism in Eukaryota, Metazoa, Nematoda, Chromadorea, Rhabditida, Gongylonematidae.